AUGGCUUCCAAAUUCUUCCCCGCCGUCCCGCGGACUGGCCGCCAGCUCUUCCAGCAGAUCCCCAAGACCCAAUUCAGACCCUUCUCGGCUGGUCCGCAACGCUUCAGCGACUCCCUUGCCGUGCACCGCAACAAAGGCGAUAACAACCCGAAUGUUCCGUUCAAGUUCACCGAGCAAAACCUCAAGCUCAUCGAUGAGAUCCUCAAGCGCUAUCCCCCCCAGUACAAGAAGGCCGCUGUCAUGCCGGUCCUGGACGUUGGUCAGCGCCAGCACGGCUACACCAGCAUCAGCGUCAUGAACGAGGUCGCCCGUCUCCUGGAGAUGCCCCCCAUGCGUGUCUACGAAGUCGCAACCUUCUAUACCAUGUACAACCGUGAGCCGGUUGGCAAGUACUUUGUUCAGCUUUGCACGACGACACCCUGCCAGCUCGGUGGUUGCGGUAGCGACAAGAUCGUCCAGGCGAUCACGGAACACCUGGGUAUCACCCCCGGACACACUACCGAAGACGGCCUCUUCACCUUCGUCGAGGUCGAAUGCCUGGGUGCCUGCGUCAACGCUCCCAUGGUCCAGAUCAACGACGACUACUACGAGGACCUUACCCCCGAAUCGAUGAAGUCGCUCCUCACCGCUCUCAAGGAGUCCGCCACGGCCACCGAGGCUGGUCAGACGGUCAAGGUGCCCGCUCCGGGUCCUCUGAGCGGCAGAGACACAUGCGAGAACAGCGCGGGAUUGACCAACCUGAUCGAGCCCGUGUGGGACCCGGCUACGAUGAUGAGAAAGGACGGGGCUUUGGACGAGCAAACACAAUAA
Molecule: messenger RNA, 810 nt
Organism: Aspergillus luchuensis
Lineage: Eukaryota; Fungi; Ascomycota; Eurotiomycetes; Eurotiales; Aspergillaceae
Gene: NUO24
Product: complex I 24 kDa subunit family protein
Exons: 3
Coding region: 1-810 (269 amino acids)
Molecular function (GO): NADH dehydrogenase activity
Source: RefSeq, a predicted model, not a curated record